UGGGUAGGUCGAUCGGUCGGUCGGUCGGUCUGUCUGUUUGUCUGCCGUGCACGUGACGACUGACGACCACGUUUCAGGAGUGAACAUGCAGGCAGUAUUGGACGAGUUUUAUGCACAGAUCGUGGACAAACUGGAACGAGACGAGCUGAUACCGGCCUACAAGCGGUCAAUGCACCGCGAGUACCUGGCCACCGUGGUGGACGGGCUGUGCGGACAGUGGUGCGGCCGGGAUAGGCGUCGGGCUUGCGAGGCUGCGGUGGCCGGGUCCGUAGCCUACCACGGCCGCGUGGUCAGGCACAACGGGUCCGUGUGCCCGCUUGGCAAACACCAUGACAUGCUGUACGUGGUGGCCCGCUUCGCYAUGGAUGCAGACGCCGGUCCCGAACCCGUGGCCGCGCUGUUGGCCGCCAUUUACACGUGCGAGAAAACGUUGGAAAAGCUUUUCGAGGGCGCCGUGGUUGGCAGCAAAGUGGCGCGCAUGAUCAGCGGCCGGUGGACGGACUUCGGGGCGACCGUUGCCGAUAACCGGAUGGCGCUGGCAUUCUAUCUGGACCGGGCGACGCGCGCGCGACUCCUACUCGACGGCCGCCGAAUGCAAGACGUCUGGAUGCGGUCGUACCGGGCGGCGCCCGUAAUGGUGGCCGUGGCCACGGGAGACCUGGCCGCCGUGGCCAUGCUGUUGCGGUACGGCCCGGACGAGCGGUCGGUGCGCGCGGCCAUCGCUUACUUGCGCCGCCGUUGCGCAGAUCAAGAGCCACGCGGCCCACCGUUCGCCGAUCGCGACCAGUCGUGCCUGGAACUGCUGCUAAGAGCUGUCGCUUACGAGGGCGGUGCAGGGUUUGGUGGUGUCACUGGUGACAUGGAUGGCAGUGGCGGCGGGUGCGGCAGUCGCGACGAUUGUGGCGGAUGCGAUGGCGCCGGUGCAGGGGGCAGUGGCGUCAAAGUCGUACCGGUGCCGCCGACAUUGCUGCACCUGGCCAGGUGCGCCGUACGCAAAGCAUUGCACCAAAACUUCAGUCUACCGCACGGGAUACUGCAGUUACCCUUGCCCAGGUCAUUGGUAUCGUAUUUAGACCUCGAGUGUUGAUCCACGACGUUAUACUCUMCCUUACCCGCCAARCCGUCMGUCCAACCAAUCAUAAAUAUUAAAUUAAAUUCGUUAUACUUGUGCUACAUCGAAUACGAUUGCAGGUCGUUCAAAUAAAAUAAUGAUACACACUUAACUGGUAGUUUUAUAAUUUAUUUAUUUUUUGUUAAUAUCUUAUACGUUUCCAAUAGUUUCGCUAGAUCUUUCCACYGUAAUCUUAAUGCUUGUAAUACUGAUAUUCGGCUAUAGUCAAAGGCGCAACUAGGGACAGUUUUUCGCKGUGGGCGGGGGGAUAGAAAUGUAUUGGCAGCACACACCCGGCUAAUAACUAUUUUAAAGAUUUAAAUAUGAUUUUAAAAAACCGGGCAGACAAGUGUAUGAUGGCUCCUAUUGCAUUCGAUGAAUUUAUUUAUACAGCGUAGUUAUAAAUUAACCACCCAAAGAGUGAAAUA
Molecule: messenger RNA, 1539 nt
Organism: Diuraphis noxia (Russian wheat aphid)
Lineage: Eukaryota; Metazoa; Arthropoda; Insecta; Hemiptera; Aphididae
Gene: stops
Product: SOCS domain-containing protein stops
Biological process (GO): intracellular signal transduction
Source: RefSeq, a predicted model, not a curated record